AUUAUUGUAUACGGUCUUCUUCUACUCGCGAUUCAUUUUUUCGUGCACUUUACAUCUAAAGUUCAAACCGUGAACAUAUCUAAUUUUCUUUAGUGAGUUUUCAAUACCUCAACAAUUUAUUUUCUGAAUAAAGAGCUAUUUAUUAAAUAACCAAGUAAAUUAAGAUUCCAAACGAUUUUUUUUUAUCAUGGAUCAUUGGCCAAAAGAUGUCGGAAUACGCGCUAUUCAUUUUGUCAUACCGUCGUUGUACGUCGAUCAAACUGAUUUGGAACAAUACGAUCAAGUGUCCGAAGGAAAAUACACUGUUGGUUUGGGACAAAAGCAAAUGGGUUUUUGCACAGACCUCGAAGACGUGAACUCGCUGUGCCUGACGGCAGUCAGUCAGCUAAUAGAAAACAACGGUAUCAGCUAUUUGGACAUAGGUCGCUUGGAGGUGGGCACCGAGACCAUAAUCGAUAAGUCUAAAAGCGUGAAAACAGUAUUGAUGAAACUGUUUGAGCCCAGUGGCAAUUUCCAGGUCGAGGGUAUCGACACGACGAACGCCUGUUACGGUGGGACGGCGGCCUUGUUCAACGCGCUGUCGUGGAUGGAGUCGAGCGCGUGGGAUGGUAGGCUGGCUGUGGUCGUUGCGGCUGACAUCGCUAUCUAUGCCAAAGGCAACGCGCGACCGACGGGCGGCGCCGGUGCAGUCGCGAUGUUGAUAGGACCGAACGCUUCUUUGGUGAUCGAGAGGGGCCUCCGAGGCACGUACAUGAACCACGCGUACGAUUUCUUCAAGCCCGACCUGACGUCCGAGUACCCAGUGGUGGACGGUAAACUGUCCAUCGAGUGUUACCUGAACGCCCUGGACCAGUGCUACAAGUCCUACCUGAGCAAGUGCGGUGGCGGCGGCGCCAACGUUGACCUGAACGAGUUCGAUUCGUUCGUGUUCCACACGCCGUACUGUAAACUGGUGCAGAAAUCCCUUGCCCGGCUGUACCUGAAUGAUUUCGUGAACAGCGACACGAAGGAUGAGGACUAUCCGGGCCUGGGACAAUACAAGGACGUGCACCUGCCUACCACGUUUUUCGACCGGGACAUUGAGAAGACGUUUAUGGAGCGCAGCAAGACCAUUUACGAGGACAAGACCAAGCCGUCGUUGUUGCUGGCGUCACGCGUGGGCAACAUGUACACGGCAUCUGUGUACAGUGGGCUGGUCUCGUAUCUGGUGUCGUUGCCGCCAGAACACCUACCCGGCAAGAAGAUUGGCGUGUUCUCUUACGGUUCCGGUUUGGCGUCGUCUAUGUACUCGAUCAGGAUUGUCGACAACGGUUUGCCGAGUCUGAUCGCCAAUCUGAAGAAGGGCAUCGACCGCCUGGAGGAACGGAUACGCCUCACUCCCGAACAGUUCACGGAAGUGUUGGAAGUCCGGCAAAAGUCUUUGCACCAAGCGCCCUACAUACCUGUCAGCAACAAGGACCAACUGUUCCCUGGCACGUGGUACUUGUCCUGUAUCGACGAAAUGCACAGACGAUAUUACGAGAGAAAAGAAUAGGGUGUGACCGCUGCGUCGUCGUAUAAAACGUCUAAAUAGCUAUAUAAUAUAAUGCGUAUUUAUAUUCCCUCGGUGAAAAUGUAUUAUCUAUCGGUGGCCGAUAAAUAAAUUGUGUCAGUCCCUGCAGUACAUCAAGCGAAUAAUGAUUAGUGUUGGUAUUUUUUAAAAUGCAUUGUUAAUUUUAAGCAAAAAUCUUUGUACUUGUUUAGAUAUCGUAUUGGUUUAUAUUUUUUUUUAUGCAUAAUAUGCGUGUAUAUAUUAUAUAUUAUAGAGGAGUUAUGUAUUUAUUUUGCAUUAAUAUGGUAGUUCCCAUUAAUAUUAUACUCUUGGUGUGUGGGUUUUAUUGACAAUAAUUAUAAUAAUAUUAAGUCGUUAUUGAAGUGGUGCUUCAUAUUGUUCUUUUUUUUUGAAUUAUAGACAUGACAAUUCAAUAUUUUUUUUAUAUUGUAAAUCAUACCUUAUUUAAAAUAUUAUUCACCGGUUUAAAAAUUAAACGAAUUUAUAUAUUUAAAUCAAAAUAUUAAAUAAAUUUAUUUUAGCGGGCAACA
Metopolophium dirhodum (rose-grain aphid) is the source of this 2082-nucleotide messenger RNA. RefSeq names its product hydroxymethylglutaryl-CoA synthase 2. Gene Ontology annotation, molecular function: hydroxymethylglutaryl-CoA synthase activity. Gene Ontology annotation, biological process: acetyl-CoA metabolic process. The coding region runs from base 188 to 1534 and encodes 448 amino acids. The transcript is spliced from 2 exons. The record is from RefSeq and is a predicted model, not a curated record. Lineage: Eukaryota; Metazoa; Arthropoda; Insecta; Hemiptera; Aphididae.